Solanum stenotomum is the source of this 1162-nucleotide messenger RNA. RefSeq names its product auxin-responsive protein IAA4-like. Gene Ontology annotation, cellular component: nucleus. Gene Ontology annotation, biological process: regulation of DNA-templated transcription. The transcript is spliced from 3 exons. Gene Ontology annotation, molecular function: protein binding. Lineage: Eukaryota; Viridiplantae; Streptophyta; Magnoliopsida; Solanales; Solanaceae. Bases 261 to 830 code for a protein of 189 amino acids. The record is from RefSeq and is a predicted model, not a curated record.
CCAGCCAACAGCCUUAGCUUGUCUUUGUCCCAAAUUUAUGUACUUUUGGAACAUUUCUUUAAUGAUUCUCCAACUCUUCCCCCUUUUCCCAUUAUAUAACAACAACCCACAAACUAUUAUCUAACUCAUAUUUUCUUGAACACAAAUACAAGGUCAAAAAUAAUCUCUUCACAUCAAUCUUGUAGAAGAAAACCAAGAAAGACCUAGAAUUUUGAGUUUAUAGUUUGAGGUAUAGUUGUGCAGAAGUUUUUAUUACCAGGAUGGAGAAAAUUUUGAAUCUUAAAGCAACAGAACUUAGAUUGGGUUUGCCAGGGACAGAGGAAGAAGUUGAUCACCAACAAAUUGUGCCCAAUUCCAAGAAUAACAAAAGGUCUUUGUCUGAAUAUGAAGAUGAAUCAAGUUCAGAUUAUGAAGCCACAACACCCCCUGUUGCCAAGGCACAAAUAGUGGGGUGGCCACCAGUGAGAUCUUACUGGAAGAACACCUUACAAAUUACUACAAAGAAAACAGAAGCUCAUCAAGAUCAGUGUGGAAUCUAUGUCAAAGUUAGCAUGGAUGGAGCCCCUUUUCUUAGAAAAAUUGAUCUUAAAAUGUACAAGUGUUACACUGAACUCCUUAAAGCAAUGGAGAAAAUGUUCAAGCUCAACAUAGGUGAAUAUUCAGAGAGGGAAGGCUAUAAAGGGUCAGAAUUUGCACCUGCUUAUGAAGAUAAAGAAGGUGAUUUGAUGCUUGUUGGAGAUGUUCCUUGGGAAAUGUUCAUGUCAUCAUGCAAGAGGCUGAGGAUAAUGAAAGGAUCAGAAACAAGAGGCUUGGGAUCAUGUGAACUAUGAUAUAUAUAAAUAUACCACACGCAUUUUUGAGGCUUUUAUGAAGAUUUCUCUGUUUAGAUGAAUCCUGAAAUUGAUUUAUUUAUUUAUUUUGAAACACUGUAAUCAAACAGAAAAAAGAGUUAGUAAUUGCAGUUACUUUUUCGUUUUUGUUCUUGUUGUAACAUCAUAUAUAUAGCAGGGGACAAACCAUGGUGGUUUAUCAAUCCUGCAUAUUUUUUUGAGACUGGGAUAAUUUCCCCUUCAAACAUACAAAGCAACUGUACUUAUUUUUUUUUGGCUGUGAAACCAAUUGUACAAACACACUGUAUUUUUGCUUUUCAAUUCUUGAUAUG